Hemibagrus wyckioides is the source of this 1808-nucleotide messenger RNA. It is a transcript of the gene sgms2b, whose product is annotated as sphingomyelin synthase 2b. The record is from RefSeq and is a predicted model, not a curated record. Bases 310 to 1467 code for a protein of 385 amino acids. Lineage: Eukaryota; Metazoa; Chordata; Actinopteri; Siluriformes; Bagridae. Gene Ontology annotation, cellular component: Golgi membrane; endoplasmic reticulum membrane. The transcript has 6 exons. Gene Ontology annotation, biological process: sphingomyelin biosynthetic process; ceramide biosynthetic process. Gene Ontology annotation, molecular function: sphingomyelin synthase activity; ceramide cholinephosphotransferase activity.
AGGUGUGCAUUAGUGGCAGGUGAAGGAUUCAGAUUUAGUUUCGGUCUCUAUCCGUGUGAAAUGGACAUGAAAAUGCUGAUCAGCUGCGGAACAUUAACACACACAGUCCUGUGAGGUUCAGCCAUUGGAACCAGCUGAAGAUCCAAAUCCAGGUCCAGGUCAGCAGAAGCAGCAGAAAUUCAGCAGUCUGUUUCUGUUCCACUGAAGAGAUUGUUUUCUUAUUGGGUGUGUAAGAGACAUUGUGUGAGAGACAGUGUGCGUGUGAAAGAGACAGUGUGUGUGUGUAAGUGUGUGCAAUUGUGUACAUUAAUGAUGGCAGUGACUGAGUUUCCUGAAUCAGUGAAGCACGAAGGUGAAAAUGACAGCCACACUGAAAUAUUAGUUUCGGACACUUCCCAACACUCUCAGACUCCGCCUACAGACCAAACCCCGGGAAAUUUGAAAGAAGGCAGAGCUACAGACCACACCACAGACCAUGCUGCACCCCAGUCCCGUCUGUCACGAGGUUUUGCACGUUUACUGCGUAAGAACCAGGACUACAUCCGCAUCAGUAUGGGCGAGCCACGCCUUCAGCAGCUGUGCAGAGCCCAAGUUGAGCAUCUACCAGCAGAAUGGUGGAAAACGGGCUUGUCCUUCCUGUGGGCGGUGUCUAUGCUCUUUUUCACCACUGUCAUGAUCACAAUUGUGCACGAGCGCGUCCCAAAUAAGGUGGAUAACCCGCCACUGCCCGAUAAGUUUUUCGACUAUGUACCACGUUUGGAGUGGGCAUUUACUGUCACCGAGGUCAUCGGCAUCGGACUGACGCUCGUCUGGACCAUGCAGUGGGUCUUCCUCAAACACAAGUCAAUCGUAGGCCGCAGAUUCUUCUUCCUGAUGGGGAUUCUGUAUCUGUAUCGCAUCAUCACCAUGUACAUCACCACGCUGCCUGUCCCUAGCACACACAUGAACUGUGCUCCCAAGUUGAAUGAUGACUCCUUGGGGAAAGUGUAUCGGGUCUUCCAGCUCGUCUCAGGAGGAGGUUUGUCCAUCACAGGCUCACAUAUGAUGUGUGGUGAUUUCCUGUACAGCGGGCACACAGUCAUCCUCACACUCAACUCCCUCUUUAUCAGUGAAUACUCCCCCCGCAGGAUGUGGUGGUAUCACUGGAUCUGCUGGCUUCUGAGUGUAGUGGGCAUGGUCUUCAUCCUUGUAGCUCAUGAGCACUACAGCGUGGAUGUGGUGGUGGCGUAUUUCGUUACAUCACGCCUCUUCUACUGGUACCACACCAUGGCCAACAACCAGUCUCUAAAAGAUUCUCCUCAGAAUUAUCUCCAUCGUGUGUGGUGGAGGUUCAUCUUCAACUUUCUUGAGAGGAACGUUCACUCCGUGGUGCCCUGUAAGUUCUGCUGGCCGAUCACUCUGCCCACCUCCUGUCUAACUUCACCCUGUGACUCGUACUCCAAAGUGCAACUGACCCGAGACGAGUGACACACACACACACUCCGGACAGAACAUUACAGCUCAGGCUCACACACACACAGCAGUAUUUGACAGACUGAGUGUCUGUGUGUGUGUGUGUGUGUGAGUGAGUGUGCACCUAAGUGCUUUAAAGACUAUCUGGUGAAGAAGAAGAAAAUAAUUUAUUUUAAUGAAGGAUGUUUUAUUGCAUGCCGUUAGCAUCACCACAGUGACUGUGUGUUUACUGAUUGUACUGAAGUACUGUUUAUUAUUGUUAUUUACACGUACUGUAUUUUAUUUGAUUUCAGUGUGAAUAUCUUUUGCAUUCAUUCGGUAUGAUUGUGUUGUUUAUUUGGUCAUAAUGUAAAAUA